Elephantulus edwardii (Cape elephant shrew) is the source of this 2421-nucleotide messenger RNA. RefSeq names its product taste receptor type 1 member 1-like (gene TAS1R1). The record is from RefSeq and is a predicted model, not a curated record. Gene Ontology annotation, molecular function: G protein-coupled receptor activity. Bases 151 to 2421 code for a protein of 756 amino acids. The transcript has 6 exons. Gene Ontology annotation, biological process: G protein-coupled receptor signaling pathway; sensory perception of umami taste. Lineage: Eukaryota; Metazoa; Chordata; Mammalia; Macroscelidea; Macroscelididae. Gene Ontology annotation, cellular component: membrane.
UCACCUGACUUCAGCCUUCCCGGGGACUACCUCCUGGCAGGCUUGUUCCCUCUUCAUGCUGAAUGUCUGGAGGUGAGACAUAAACCUGAGGUGACCUUAUGUGACAGGCCCAGCAGCUUCAACGGCCACGGCUACCACCUCUUCCAGGCCAUGCGGUUCGCCAUUGAGGAAAUAAAUAACUCCACAUCCCUGCUACCCAACGUCACCCUGGGCUACGAGCUCUAUGAUGUGUGCUCUGAGUCUUCCAAUGUGUACGCUGCCCUGAGCGUUCUCACACUGCGGGGGACACAAUACAUAGAGAUGCAGGGAAACCUGACCCACUACUCCCCCAAGGUGAUGGCGGUGAUUGGGCCUGACAACACCAACCAUGCCACUACUGCUGCAGCCCUGCUCAGCCCCUUCCUGAUGCCCUUGAUUAGCUACGAGGCCACCAGCGCAGUGCUUGGUGUCAAGCAGAAGUACCCCUCUUUCCUGCGCACCAUCCCCAGCGAUGAGAACCAAGUGGAGACCAUGGUGCUGCUGCUGCUGAAGUUUGGCUGGGUCUGGAUCUCCCUGGUGGGCAGCGACGGUGACUAUGGGAGGCUUGGGGCGCAGGCGCUGGAGGAGCAGGCCAGCCAGCAGGGCAUCUGCAUCGCCUUUAAGGACAUUGUGCCCUUCUCAGCACAGGCAGGCGACAAGAGGAUGCGGGAGAUGAUGUCUAACCUGGACCAGGCAAAGACCACUGUUGUGGUGGUUUUUGCCAGCAGGGAGCUGGCUAAGGUGUUCUUUGAGUCUGUGUUGCUGGCUAAGCUGACCAACAAGGUGUGGGUUGCCUCAGAGGCCUGGGCCAUUUCCAGGCACAUCACCAGAGUGCCCGGGAUCCAGAACAUCGGCAUGGUGCUGGGUGUGGCCAUCCAGCAGAACGUGGUCCCCGGCCUGAAGGACUUCGAAGAGGCCUAUGUCCGGGCAGAGAAGAAGGUACUUGGGCUGUGCCCCUCUGGCUCCUGGUGCAGCAGCAACCAGCUCUGUACAAAAUGCCAGGCAUUCACGAGGAACAGGAUGCCUUCACUUGGGACCUUCUCCAUGAGUUCUGCCUACAAUUCCUACCGGGCUGUGUACGCGGUGGCUCAUGGCCUUCACCACCUCCUGGGCUGCCAGUCAGGAGCCUGUUCUGUGGGCACUGUCUACCCCUGGCAGCUUCUGCAGCAGCUCCGGAAGGACACUAUAACCUUUAAUGAAAAUGGUGACUCCCUCAGUGGCUAUGACAUAAUUGCCUGGGAGUGGCAUGGUCUGAAGUGGACCUUCAAGGUCAUCGGCUCUUCCACGUGGCCUCCAGUUCGACUGAACAUCAAUAAGGCCAAAAUCCAGUGGCGGGGAAAAAACAAUGAGGUACCCAAGUCUGUGUGCAGCGAAGACUGUGAUAGUGGGUUCUGGCGAAUGAUCACCGGCAUCCACCACUGUUGCUUUGAGUGUAUGCCUUGUGAAGCUGGAACUUUCCUCAACAAGAGCGACCUCUAUCGCUGCCAGCCAUGUGGCAAAGAAGAAUGGUCACCCCAGAGAAGCCUGACCUGCUUCCCACGCAACAUAGUAUUUAUCACCUGGGAUGAACCCAUCUCUUGUGUGCUGCUGGUGGCUAAUACACUGUUGCUGUUGCUGGUGGCUGGGACUGCUGGCCUGUUUGCUUGGCACCUUGAUACCCCUGUGGUGCGGUCAGCGGGGGGCAGGAUGUGCUUUCUUAUGCUGGGCUCCUUGGCGGUGGGAAGCUGCAGCCUCUAUUGUUUCUUUGGGAAGCCCACGCUGCUUACUUGCUUGCUGCGCCUGGCUCCCUUCAGCCUCAGCUUCACCAUCUUCCUGUCUUGCCUGACUAUGCGCUCCUUCCAGCUGGUCUUCAUCUUCAAGUUUUCUGCCAAGGUUCCCACGUUCUAUCAUGCCUGGGUCCAAAACCAUGGUGCUGGCCUGUUUGUAGUGCUCAGCUCAAUGGGCCAGUUGCUGAUUUGUCUAUUGUGGCUUGUAGUGUGGACCCCAUUGCCCACCAGGGAAUACCAGCGUUUCCCCCACCUGGUGAUGCUUGAGUGCACCCAGGCUAACUCACUGGGCUUCAUGCUGUCUUUUACCUACAACGGACUGCUCUCCUUCAGCGCCUUUGCCUGUAGCUACGUGGGCAAAGACCUGCCAGAGAACUACAAUGAGGCCAAGUGUGUCACUUUCAGCCUGCUCCUCAAUUUUGUGGCAUGGAUCACCUUCUUCACCAUAGCCAGCGUCUAUGAGGGCAAGUACCUGCCCCUUGUCAAUGUGCUGGCUGUGAUGAUCAGCCUGUGGGGCGGCUUCAGUGGCUAUUUCCUCCCCAAGUGUUACGUGAUCCUUUGCCGCCCAGAUCUCAACAGCACAGAGCACUUUCAGGCCUCCAUCUUGGAUUAUACAAGGCGCUGGGGUUCUGCUUGA